AUGACAGUAACAUAUUCAGCGGAUGUUAGUACUGUUCGAUUUACCACUUUUGGAAAAUUAAUCUUCAGGUGGCGAGGUAGCAUUUGGAAAUCAAUCUUCAAUGAGCUUAUUAUAUGGAUGAUUGCUUAUGCUUCUCUUUCAGUACUGUACAAUUUUGUGUUGUCAGAAAAUUACAAAAGAGUCUUUGAGAAUAUAUGCCGUUUAUUUACAAAAUAUACUGAUGUAAUGCCAAUAACAUUUAUGCUUGGUUUUUUUAUUAAUAUUGUUGUUAAUAGGUUUUGGAGUUCAUUACGUAAUAUCGGUUGGAUUGAUACAUCAGCCUUAUAUAUAUGCAAAUAUAUUUCUGGUAGCGAUGAUCACGCACGUUUAUUACGUCGCAAUAUAAUCCGUUACUUACUGUUUUAUCAGGUACUUGUAUAUCGUGAUAUCAGUGAAGUGAUACGUCGAAGAUUUCCUUCAUUGGAAACAUUAGUAACAGCUGGUUAUUUAACAGAAAUUGAAUUAAUGCAAUUUAAUGCAAUUAAUUCAACAAAUCGCAAAUAUUGGAUACCAAUUCAUUGGGCAAUGGGAUUGGCACGACGUGCGCGACAAGAAAAGCGCAUCGAUAGCCCGCAUGCAUUGCAAGAUAUUUUUGAUAAAAUAAAUAAUUUCCGAUUGCAAUUAGCACAAUUAAUUAUUAUUGAUUGGGUACCAAUACCAUUGGUUUAUUCACAAGUGAUUUGCUUAACUGUUCGAUUGUAUUUUUUUCUUGCAUUAAUGGGACAUCAAAAUAUUGCUCAGUCACCUGAUGCAAAUUACGUCGAUACAAUUAACACGCAUAUACCAUUCAUAUCAAUGUGCCAAUUCAUAUUUUAUAUGGGUUGGAUGAAAGUUGCUGAAGUUUUAAUGAAUCCAUUUGGUGACGAUGACGAUGACCUGGAAAUUAACUGGCUUAUUGAUCGUAAUUUACAGGUUGGCAUGACAAUAGUUGAUCAAAUGUGGGAACCACCAUUAAUUAAGGAUCAAUUCUGGAUGAUGAAAACACCGGAACCGAUGUAUAGCGUUGAUGCGAUCAACGAACGAUACAAUCCGCAAACCGGAUCAGUCUCAUGCACUAACUUUCGACGGUCAAGUACACAAAUGAUAAUGAAAGAAAUGCUACAUUUAAAUUCAGAUAGCGAUUUGCCAAGUAGUGAAUGUGAUGGUGGAAGGUAUGAUAGUGGAAGAAGAAAUUCCGCGUUAAGUAUGACAGUAAACGAUAUUCGUAAUGCAUUCAAACGACGAUUAUCACGUCUGACAUCACGUGUAGAAUCUGUCACUGACGUUGAAUCACCAGUAUUGGAUGAAAAAACAAAAAAUCACAAUUCAUUGCAUUCAUCAUUGCAACUACAACCACAACAACAAAAACAACAACAACAACGGCAACGACAACAACAACAGCAGCAAGAACGCCGUGAAUUAAGUAUUCUUCACGAAGAAGAAGAAAAUCGAAAGCAAAAUUAUGGAUGUGAAACAAACACUACUAAGCAUUUCUCAUUAUUAAACGAUAAAAAUGAUAAUAAAAAACCGCAAAAUAGGCAAUUUAAAAAGAAAGGACAAAAAUUACGAAAGAAAAUGAGCAAAACUGAAAAUGAAAAUAAGCAAAAGGAAGAAGAAAAUAAUUCGAUAAAUUCGGAAAAAAUUAGCUAUGAUGGUGAUGAUGAGGAUGAAAGUCAAAUAGAAGAAAAAUUGUCGACUUUGUCAACUCACCUGGAGGUGAUACAGGCAGCUGAUAAUUUACCUGAAACUAUCGUUGAUAAUUACAGCAAUGAAAUGUCGGUUUCUAAAGAAUAUACUACAUUCAAAGCAUGUAAUAACGGAAGUUCAAAAUUCACACGUUUCUAA
This is a messenger RNA of Brugia pahangi, 1863 nucleotides long. The record is from the annotation of a GenBank genome assembly. NCBI's taxonomy places the organism in Eukaryota, Metazoa, Nematoda, Chromadorea, Rhabditida, Onchocercidae.